Molecule: messenger RNA, 13536 nt
Organism: Falco peregrinus (peregrine falcon)
Lineage: Eukaryota; Metazoa; Chordata; Aves; Falconiformes; Falconidae
Gene: GAS1
Product: growth arrest specific 1
Exons: 2
Coding region: 11429-12421 (330 amino acids)
Biological process (GO): negative regulation of mitotic cell cycle
Source: RefSeq, a predicted model, not a curated record
GACACUGAUGCCACCCACAUGCAUGUAUGAUCCUUUGACCUCACCUUGAAGAAACUCACUACCUUUCAGUAUGCAUCCGGUUACCCACAUCAGAACACACUGCUAAGCUUCCCAGUGUAUGACAAUUCACUCCAGCUGAGGAGAAAUAACAUGUUGAAGUCAUAAGGCCCAACUAACCGAAAGCAAGCAAUCAGUUAAUGAUCCCACUUUUCUUUCAAAAAAAAAGGAUGUCUAGAGCAGUUAUAUAACUCAGGUUAAAUUUAGGUUAAAAACUACUUUGCUAUAGACAUAUCCUUUGAAAACAGGGCGUUAUAAAAAGUUUUCAAGCAGAACUAGCUUUGCAAUCCCCAAAAAUGUACCAUGAGUGUAUUGCAAAACCUCAUCUCUGUAGCAUCUCUAUAGCAUCUUUCCAAUUGUAUGAAACAAAUGUAACAAAAUAAAGCAUUCUGUGAGCUUAACUCAGAUGGUUUUGCUGGAACAAAUCUAACUCGGACCUCAAGAAAGAGGCAAACAGAAAAUAGGGAACUUUCUCUUUAUUACAGCUAGAUUAAAGAAGCAAAUGCCAAAGAUGGAAUGCAAGGACAGCGUAUAAAUUUGUAAAGCUAUUUUUCUCCUAAGACAUGAACCUUUAUUUAGGGAAUGUCCUUUCCAUUACUUCUAAGUUUCUAUAUUACAGCUUGUAGCCCAUAAGCACAAGCAAGGUAUCCAGAACAGGGUAAAGACUGUGGGCAAAGGAAGAAACAGGUGCACACUACUACUAUUAAUACAAGAUCGUAUCCAUUUGAAUUAAAUGCAAGGGAUAAUGAUUUACAUCUACUUAAAACAAGGAUAUAAAACACAUGGGAAGGCAUUGCUUUAAAAGUGUUUACAUUUUAAGAUGUGAGCAUUUUUGCUUUAUAAAAACACCAGAGAAUCUGAGCAAAUAACAAUAUGAUAAUGAAAGCAACACCUUCCCUGUUAUGGACACAGCUGUAACUCCAGAUCACAGAUUUGUGGGGUGAAUGUAUAAAAUCGAUGGAAGAACAGAAUGAAGAAAAUGUAAAUGCUAUUGACUGGAUUUUACCAGAAUAUAUGCAAUGGUGUUUACCAAAUCCUAGUUCUAGUCUGCUUUAGCCCUACUUAAGGUCUGAAUGCUAACACAUCAGAUAAAAGCGACUAGACAAUGCUACAUAUAUCGCAGUUUCACCUGCAGCAUAAUGAACUGAAUUGGCAUGGGUAUAAUUAGUUACACAAUAAUUACCCUAAUAAUUAAUCUUAUGAAUACCACAGGAAUUAAUGUUGAUAGAAAAUUACCUGGGUGGGAAAAUGAACUAUAGCUAUGCACAAUGGUAUUUAAAGGUGGUAAAAAUUUGCAUCAGUUAUAAGAGAUGUUUAGAAACAAAGAAAUCUAUUGAAAGAAAGUGGUAGAAAUCCCUUAACUUAUCACUUAGGACAUUUAAAAAUAGGCCAAAAUAAACAACUGGAAAAUUUAACACAAUGGCUAAUCUCACACUGGCUGCAUAAUUUUGCAGUGGGGAUGGAGAAUGUUCCAAAACCUCUUUUCCAUCUCUGAUGCCUAAUAUCUGUAAGCCUCUGGACAUGUUUGGGCUAUCCAGCCAUGGAUAUUAGGUCUGGCUCCAGAAAGCAGCAUGAUGCCAGUGUACAACUCAGUUCCCAGAGUUUGGGAAAUCUCCAGAGCACUGCUGCUGUUAACCACUUUCCCAAAAGUACCGACUUCAGUCUCAUCUUUACAGUCUCCCUAAUCUGAUCCAGCCCUUUUGGGGAACUUUGAAAAGAGCAGUUGCCUAAGGCAAGUAGGAAGAGGAAAGUAUAGCUCACCUCCACUACCACCAAGAAUGAGGAGAAUGAUCACUGUUUGUUAGGAAGAACAAAAUACUGAUUUGCAACAUGUCUGAGAACAGCUGGCAGCCCAGUGUAUUUUGAUGUAUCAAAGCCACGAACACAGUAUUUCACCUACAAAGAAAGCCCCAUUUAUUAUGUGGUGUUGUUACUGAGAUCCCCCACCUCAACGUUUUAGUGUUUAUUUUUGGCACAGUGACAAGUUUAUGACUGUGUUUCUCCAGCAUUUUUGAAGCCCUUAAUUUUUGUUAGCUGCAGAAAGGAAAUAACAUUUUCAAAGCUAUCUGUGAUGGUGAAUGAUUCCUUUUUGAAUGUCAAACUAGAAAAUCUGAUUUUCAAAGGUUAGGUGCUCAACAUAUUCUGAAAACCAGGCUGCUAGAAAUGUCUCAGACUGUGCCCCUAAUAUGGAAGCAACUGAAUCAUUCAUCACUUUUGUAAAUUAAACUUUUAAAACACAAAGACAUUCUUCUUUCAUCCUGGAAUUCAGGUACCACAGCUAAGGGCAUAGUAGAGGAAUGGAGAUGAACUCUACUAACUGCUUUGACAUUUUUUAAUUUUAGGCGAAGUGUAGGAAGAAAGACGCGUGUACCUGCAUGAACCCAGUCGCUGUUCUUGUCAUAAAGUCUGCUAAUCACCCAAGCUAUCUCCCUCCAUAUAAAAAUCCAUCUUAAUUCAUUCUUCUUCUCUGGUAUUUCAAGCAAAUGAACAAAUGAACUAAAGAGAGUUUAGGCUGCUGACCAACCCAAAAGUUAACUAAAAUUGCCUUUUAAAAGACCUAGUUAAAUCAGAGCAAAUUCUUGCCUGGGCACACUUUGAUUAGUUUAUUUAUUAAUACUGAUUUAUUUGAAUUUGGUAAUCUGGGUCAGGACUCUGAAAUAUUUGCAUGCCUAUUUCAUGUUUAGUGUACUAUUUAGUCUAUACACAUUUUGUUUUAGUAAAAUGAAAGAAUGAAACUCUUCUAAGAAGGUGUAAUAAACAAGUCUGUCACUCUUUUACAGCAGGUCAACUCAAUAAAGACAUCACCAUUUCUCAAUGAUAUGAAGCCAGCUGUGCUUAAAGAGACCUAUUGGAACACAUCCAAAAUCAGUUUGCUAACUCCAAAUUUAUGUUGAAUUAGAUUUUUAUUGCUUUAAUCAAAUAGUUCUGAAAGACAGUUUUAUUUUAACCUCAGCUACUUUUGUGUAUAAACAAGGCCUUAGGCAAGUAUCAUCAAAGAUACCCACCAAACUGAACAGAUUGGGGAUAUGCUUUUGAAUGACAUUUCGCUCAGCAGCCAUCUUCAAAUUCUAAUGCAGAAAUUGAAUUUUGGGUUAGAAGAAGUAGGAGAUCACAUUAGGUAUUACCUUUCCAGGGUACACAAUUGUGUUGGUGUAAUGUGAAAUCACAAAAAUGAAACAGCUACUCUUUAUUUUUGUCCUUCAGACUACAUAGAGUGGAAUUCUACUUACCCAUAAAUUACUCAUUUCUUCAUGCUUCUCAUCUAAGAAAACUCAGAAUUUCCUAUUUCUUGCAAACUUGUAUUAUAUGAAUUUCAAGGAAGCACAUGCAGAAAAUGAAACACAAACCUAUUAGCUGCCUCAGGGAAUAUCUGGUUGUAAAUACUGGGAAAAUCUAAAAAUAAAAAAAUAAACAAACAAAAACCAAAAAACAAACAAAAAACAUCUAACUGCUUUUUUGUGUGUACAUGUUGACAUAUUCAGCAAAGAACUCCCAUAAUACUGUGAUGGUUUAAAUUGGUUUGACAUAGUGACAGCAUCUGUAGUUUACAUUCAUCUUUGUAGGACAUGGUUAUUUAAAACCUUCAUUUAACUGGCCUAACAGGUGACCAGAAAUGUGUUGUCUUCACAAUUACUUUUGCCUUUGUUAGGACCAAAAAAGGGUUGGAGGUCUACUCUGUUCUUAGAUUUGUUUUAACAUCAUGUGUGGUCUAGUUUGUAGUUUAGAUUGGAACAGAGUUCAGAAAAGCAGAAGUCCAGCAAAGUAUUGUGCAAUAUUUCCAUGUUUACUGUACUGGAUGCACUGGGUAAAUACUCUUAAUGAUACUUACUAUUUCAUAUAUAAAUAACAAUCUCUAACUGUACAAGGAUGCUACUCAAUUUUUAAGUAAAUAUUAUAAAUGGAAAAGGCAUAUUGAAAAGAAAGGAGACACUGAAUUAAAAAUAUAUUUAAGGCAAGUUUAUGUAUCCUCUUGAGUGGAUGGAGCUUAAGGCAGGGACUGGGGGAGCAAAGUCCUUCCCACUGUAUGAGAUCAGGUUCAUGACCACCUAAGGAACCUGAACAUACAUUAAGUCUAUGGGACCUGACGAGAUGCAUCCCAGGCUCCUGAGAGAACUGGCUCAUGUGGUUGCCAAGGCACUCUCCAUGAUGCUUGAAAAACUAUGGCAGUCAGGUGAAAACCCUGGUGACUGGAAAAAGGGAAACAAUGCACUCGUUUUCAAAAAGGGUAGAAUGGAGGAGGACACUGGGAACUACUGACCCGUCAGCCUCACCUCUGUGCCCGGGAAGAUCACAGAACAGAUCCUCCUACAAGCUAUGUUAAGGCACAUGGGGGACAGGGAGGCGAUUCAAGACAGUCAGCGUGGCUUCACCAAGGGCAAGUCUUUCUUGCCUGACCAACAUAAUGGCCUUCUAUGAUGGAGUGACUACAUCAGUGGACAAGGGAAGAGCUACAGAUGUAAUCUAUCUGGACUUCUGUGAGGCCUUUGACACGGUCCCCCACAACAUUCUUCUCUCUAAAUUGGAGAGAUACAGAUUUGACAGGUGAACUGUUCAACAAAUGAGGAAUCAGUUGCAUCCAGAGAGUAGUGGUCGAUGGCUCAACGUCCAGAUGGAGGUCAGUGAUGACUGGUGUCCCUCAGAGGUCUGUACUGGGAUCAGUACUGUUUAGUACCUUCAUCAAUGACAUAGACAAUGACCUAGUGGGCUCGAGUGCACCCUCAGCAAGUUUGCAGAUGACACCAAACUGAGUGGUGCAGUUGACAUGCCUAUGGGAUGAGAUGCCAUCCAGAGGGACCUCAACAAGCUCAAGAAAUAGGGCCAUGUGAACUUCAUGAGGUUCAACAGGGCCAAGUGCAAGGUCCUGCACCAGGGUCAGGGCAACCCCCAGUAUCAAUACAGGCUGGGGGAUGAAGGGAUUGAGAGCAGCCCUGCAGAGAAGGACUUGGGGGUACUGGUAGAUGAAAAGCUGGAAAGUCAGCAAUGUGCAUUUGCAGCCCAGAAAGCCAACCGUAUCCUGGGAUGCAUCAAAAGAAGUGUGACAAGCAGGUUGAAGGAGGUGAUCCUGGCCCUCUGCUCUGGUGAGAGCCCACCCGCAGUACUGCAUCCAGCUCUGGAGUCUCUCUGUACAGGAAAGAUAUGAACCUGUUGGAGUGGGUUUGGAGAAGGGCGAAAAAUGAUCACAGGUAUGGAAUACCUCUCCUGUGAGGAAAGGCUGAAAGAGUUGGGGUUGUUCAGCCUGGAGAAGAGAAGGCUCUGGGAAGAUCUUAUUGUGGCCUUUCAUUACUUAAAGGGGACUUAUAGGAAAGAUGGAGACAGACUUUUUAGUAGUGUCUGUUGCAAUAGGAUAAGAGGUAAUGAUUUUAAACUAAAAGAGGGUAUAUGCAGACUAGAUAUGAGGAAGAUAUUUUUUACAAUAAAAUUCAUGAAACACUGGAACAGGUUGCCCAGAAAGGUCGUAGAUGCCCCAUCCCUGGAAACUUUCAAGGUCAGGUUGGAAGAGGCUCUGAGCAACCUGAUCUAAUUGAAGAUGUCCACGCUUAUUGCAGGGGAGUUGGACUACAUGAUCUUCAAAGGUCCCUUCCAAUCCAAACAAUGUUAUGAUUAAACGAUUCCAUGAUUCUAUGAUUCUAUGUGCACAGUUAACGAUUACAGCGCUGUAUUUGCUGGACCCAAGUAACUAACAUUCCAAAAUUAAUAAUGAUAUCCUGCCUCCAACUCUUCUAAACAGGUCCACUCCAUAUUCCUUUUAAAUGUCUGUCCCUUUCUUGCAAUAAGACAAGACUAUAUGGGCUUCUUUUUAUUCUCUGCUCCCAUUAACACCUCAGAGACUGAAGUACAGUCACUUGCUUACAGAUUGAGUCAGUCCAGUUCCCUCCAGCAUCCAUUAGUACAUUCCCAGGUUGUUUUCUGGGAGGCAACCAGAAAGCACCUCCACAUGUAGCUCACUCCAGAAUCAACACAGUUGAUCCUACACAGUCCCCACACAGUCCUCCAAAGCUACAUCAGUAUGCUUUGACCUCCCACUCAUUCCCAAUCACACCCCAUAGCAUGCAACACAUAGUCUCCAAAAUCACGCCAUAAACAAAUCACACUGGCAGUCUGCACCAUGCAUUGGUUGGAAAAACGUUAUAAAGUAUCCUAAGGUGUCAAUAAGAGCCCCAUGCUGACUGGUGUGCAAGUGGACUUGUGCAACCUGUUCUAGAAGGGAUCAAUCCCAGAUAAUACACAGGUGAAUCAAUUAAAAAUAAUUGGCCUGAAGGCCAGGUGUUGAAUGCCCUCAAUAAUGUUCACAAGACUUUACACUGGCAACGCUAAAUAUGUAUGGCCAAAAUAACAAUGUCUAACUGACCCUACAGUAUGAAGUACAGUGGUCUCACCAGUCAUGAGCUUCAACUCAGUGGGGUGACUGUUGAUCAAUACAAUCACUUACUAUCCUCCCUGUUCAUUAUUUUUCUGCCUGCAUAAAGCAAGAGAGAGGAGGGAUGCUCACCCUGGAAGCUCUGCACAUUCAAGUGAAAAAAUGACUGUUUUGAGGAGUAUUCACACCUAGUUUAGGUGGCUAACUUAAGACACCAAUCUCCCAAACAGCUCUGCACAGUCAAUAAAAAGAUAAACUACUCCAGAUGUGAAGCAAGAACCUAAUUUAAAUGCCUUCACUUGCCCUUACUUCUCCAUUGAAACAGACACCACUUGGGAAAGCACUAUAUUCAUUCCCUGUCCCCACCCCUGCCCCAAGUUUGUGCUGGGAAUCCGGUAAGUCACAAAGUUUUUCUUUUGUAACUUUAGACUGCAGAGGUUAUUAUUUAUGGGUCUCUGAGGGUACAUCAGAUCCAAGAACUCAGCAAUAUGCACAUGUCCGUAUUCAGUCAUCUGCACAGGCUACUGCAAGUGACACCUUACUAGGCCAUUUCUACAGGAUGAAUGUUGGUGUAUGCAUAGGACUUUUACUGCCCCCCAUGACUCCCAUACACCAUAAUGCCAAAAGGUUCUGAGAACUACUGACAGAGUUUGGCAAAAAGAUACCUUUCAUUGACAGGUGAAAUCCUCUAUUAGUAUUCAAUCUCUUCUUCAAGAAGAAAAAGUGCUUUCUCACUGUGUGUCUCCAUCAGGCACAUACUAAGAUAUUACUCGAUGCAGAAACUGAAAUUUUAUCAGCUAAUUAAUUCACAGGACUCCUGCCAGACAUUUUUAAUAGCAGUUGUAAAUCUCUUGAAACGUAGAAAAAGCAAUAUAAUCCAAUAAAAGAAAUGUGCUUAGAAAUCAUUUGAGAGGAAUUAACCACAUAUAUAGACCAUGUAUUUUUAAUUACAUCUGAAUGUGAACUGCUGAAUUUUAAGGUCAGCUGGGUUUGUGUCUAUCUAACGUCCUUAUUUUAUAAACAAUCAGUGUAAAAUAGGUCAGAAAAAGAAUUAAAGAAAACACAAGUUGGAUAGGACAACUAUUAGGAAAGGGUGUGAAAUGAAAAGGGGGAAAAGACACCAGGAUUAAACAAAAAGGUGCCCAGGAGUCAUAAAUCCAGGUCAGAUAUGUGCUGGCUUUUUCGGCUGCCAAAAUGACCCCUAGCGACGGAAGACUGCUACUCUGUAGUAAUGUGGAGAGCUGGUGUAAGGAGCAAAACUAAUUGCUUAGACAGGAAAGGACAGUAAGCAGAAAACAUAGCAAAUGUGGGAAUUCAGAAAGCUACCAGACCUUAUUUUACUGUCCCGCCAUGGGAUAGAUUUUCCUAUAUGGCGCUUUGUGAAAAAGAGCAAGGAUUGCCUUCCUCAUUACUUUGAAAGCUACUUUGAAAACUGGGGAGCUGAAUUUGACAAUACCAUUUCUGUUGUUAGAAAACCAGCACUGAGGAAGAGAGGCCAAAGAGUUAUUCCCCUAGGCUUAGAAGUUGUCUUUCCCCCAACAGAGCACUGAGCCCCAAAGCCCUUACCCAAAAUGGCAGAUACCAAUACAGUCAGAAUCCAAGUUCUCCUUAAAUACAGACUAGUAUGUUUUAAAUCAUUUUUAGAAGGUGAUUUCUUGAAAAAAAAUACAUAAUCCUGGAUGUAGAUGGUAAUAUUCUACAUGGGUAAAAGGUGUGGGAAGUGAAGAGCCCACCUAUUUUCUGUUACGAUUUUUUCAGUUGUAUGAUACAAAAGAUAAUUCCAAAUUCCAAACCUCAAAGUCAGCACUUCCAUUAUUAUUAUUACUGUAUGAAAUUUGCAUUUCUUUAACUGAAAGGUACAUAUGAAAAAUCUCUGCCUAUGAAUGACGCAAUGCUUCAUGCCAUGCCCUACCUUUCAGACCAGCAGGCAAAAUGAACACUGUCCCCAGCCAAGGAAGCCUGUCAGCACUAGUGUGACCACGCACUGACCCUCCUCCUGCUCAACAGCUGCCUCUUCCCAGCCAGCAAGGAUGCAAGGCCGGCAGUGAAGGCUCCUCUACUCCCCCUCCUGGGAGGUCCGAAGUUCAGCUGCUGCCAUUCCUCACAAAGUAAACAGCCUGCUUUCUGCUCCAAAACCUAAGGGCAUCCCAAGCUGGAUGGAUUUUGCAGAUGAAGUCAGAAGCUGGAAGGAGGCAGAGCUCAUGCCCCAGCUGUCUGCAGAAGGCAGCUGCACUGGGACUGAUAGCCAGCCAUUCCUGCUCUCCUGUGCGGAGGAAGCUCAGGAGGCCACUGUCCCAUCCCAAGGUUCGACCCUGCCCCGCUGCAGUCCCCUCUCUCAGGCUCUCUAGGACUGGAACGUCCUGGCAUGCAGGUCCCUUUCUCUCCAGGUGCACAAACGUGGACAGGUUUCCCUAGCUAUCAGGUGGUGCAACAGUGCUUUUUGUACAGCAAUGUUGACUCCAACUUACCCACUCCAAACUAGCUGACUUCCACCACUAACAGUGUUACCAUCAGUGACCAGGGCUGCAAAGUAAUGCGUGAAUGAGCCCAGAGUAGAUUGCAAUGUGUAUUUACUGCACUCUGCCUAAAUGGCAUGUGGCAUUUUUAAUAACCUUAUUAAACAAGAAUUAAAAGAAAUGGCUCUCAACUAGGUGGAUGAAGGCAGGGGUUCUGAAUGGAGUAUUCACAGAUUUAAGAACACAAGCAAACACGAUUUUUCCACCAGAAGAGACAAAACCGUACUGAAGGAGAAACACAAGCAGCUUGUAAACCAGAUGACAAUGGAGAAAAUUCUUACGAAUGCUUCUCAACAUAUCAAUCACACUGACUCCCAGCCACACCACACCGCCAUUCCACCUUCCACGCACUUUCAGACAGACAUCAGUCCACACCGCAUAGAAUCCCAAGAUCCCCGAGUUCUGGAAAAUAGAUUUAGUCCUAAUUUCUGUGACAGAUGGAGUUGAUAGUUUUAGGAUGAAAAAAGCGCCAGUUUUGACAGGCAGCAGAUACAGAUGCCCCUUGUGGUUGGAGACAAUGUUGCUCUGGAAUUAAGGUAGCACUGAAGCGAAAGGGAAUGGCUAAAUCCACCACUACUUGCUUAUUUUGCUAUGCUCCUCUCGUUGUGCCUUAAUAUUUAUAUUUUUGUGUCUAGUUCCUUAUAAGCAAAGCAAAGCGGAUGGAGAGUAUAACAGGAAGGCAGGACGUCAGCAAGGCAUUUUGUUUUCAAUGAAGACAAACUUCAUCCUCUAACAGAUUUUAAACAACUUUUCACUAAUUGGCAGUUCUUUAUUAAAGUAUCAAAGAACUACACUGAGACCUACUGUAUUUCCGCCAACAGGCAUCCUCGUAGGUCAGGGUCUUAAAUCCGCGCACGAAAACCUCUGGCGAGAAGCUGAGCUGAGUGAGUUUAAAAUCGGUGGGGGAUGCAGUAAGUGGAAAGCUGCAACACCGAAGGCAUAGCAAAGCAGUACUUACACGGCCGGAGCGCACCACUAAGUUAGCUUUCUCUCCCUGAGUGUACUAAUACUGGAACCAGGAGCUCUGUUCAGAUUUCAGCAAGAAGCAAAGUCGGUCCCAUUUUGAGCCUGAUCCUCCCUACCUUUCUCUUUCUUUCGGGAAGCGGCUCUGCCCUCACUUGAAUCAGUGGGAAGUUUGGGUACACACAUCACACGGGAUAGAGACCUUUUUUUCCCCUUGCUGUAAAGGGCAGAUCAGUUCAGGAGCAGCGUGCCCGCACAGGCAGCACGCAGACCCGCGCCGCUGCCCUUUCGCGGAGGCGCAGGGCGCUCCCCCGCCGCCCCCGAGCGCCGACCCCCGCCGCCGCCGCGCGCCUCCGGCCCGGCCGCCGCGCCGCCUUAACGGGAGGAGGGGCUCCUCGGGGGGCUGUCACUCUCCUUAAGCUUUCCUUUCAAGCUUUGAAUGUGAGCUGCCCUCCAGCCCCCCUCUCUCCUUCCCUCCCUCCAGCAGAUCGUAAAGAGAGGAGGGAAAAAAAAAAGUUUCAACAACAGGCUGGGCCAAUGGCAAGUGGCGAGGCAGUGAAAGGGGGCCGAGCGAAGGGAGAAAAAAGUGGAGAAAAGGAGAAAGAGAGCGAGAGAGCGCAGGCUGGGGGGAUGUGUAAAAGAAGAAGCGUUGCUAAUUUUUUUUGUUUGUUUGCUUUUCCAUGCAUGCAUAAUGAGGCCUAAUCAGAGCACGUUGCUGCUGCUCGGAGGGCACUUUUGUAUUUAAAGCCUUGCAAAGAAAAAAAGAUCCACAGACGGAUCCGCAGAGCAGCUUGCAGGGCUUGUUGACAACAGAAGCAGCAUCAGUCGCUCAGAGAGAAAGAGAUCCUGAAGGCUGCCUCUUCUCCUUUCCCUGUGCUAUCUUCUUGCUAGCGGGGAGAGACAUUUCUUCUCCCCGCCACCCGAAAGUGCAACCCGUACCGAGAGGGAGUGAGCGGAGCCGGGACUGUGAAUGGGAUCGGAGCGGCUGGCAUGUGCAGAGAUGCUGCGAGCGGAGAGUUAAAAGCUCCCGACGAAGCAGCAGCAGCAGCUGGGCACUGAUUUUGUUUAAAAAAAAAAAAAACGAGAGAGAGAGAGAGAGAAAGAAAAAAAAAAAAAGAGAAACGGAACUGCAUGAGGAGGAGGACAGCACCAUGAGCUCUCCCGGCGCAGCCUGCAAGUCCCCGAGCGCACUCCGGAGCCGCUCUCCUCCGAGCCCCCGUUUGCACUGAUUCCCCCCAACCUCUCCGGGCGCCUUCGCCGCCGCCUCGCCAAGCCGGCAGCAGCGGGUGGGGUGCACGGGAAGGCCCCGGGCGCCCGCUUCGUACGGCGGCCCCGCCGGUUCCAGCUCCCGGGGGUUGGAGGGCCCCAGCACCGGCGCGGAUGGAUUGAUGCGAGGAGACCUCAUGCACACGGCCGGCGGGAGUUUUGCAAACUUUUCCACGGGCGGCAGCUCCUUCUCCUCCUCCUCGUCGUCGUCUACCAGCGCCUCUCCCUCGCUCGCCUGCGGCAGCAGCCGCCGCCGCCGCCGCCUGCGAUGGUGGCCCGCUCGCCCGCUCGGCACGGAGGCGGCGGCGGGGGCCGCUGGCCGCGUCCGGCCGCCUGGCUGUGGCUGGCGGCGGCGCUGGGCGCCGUGUGGCCGCCGCGGGGCUCGCUGGUGCAGGGCCGGCGGCUGAUCUGCUGGCAGGCGGUGCUGCAGUGUCAGGGGGAGCCCGAGUGCAGCUACGCUUACAACCAGUACGCCGAGGCGUGCGCCCCGGUGCUCCUGCAGCAGGCGCCGGCGGGAGGCGGUGGGGACGGGCCGGCGGCCGCUGCAAGCUCCGCCGCCUCCUCCAGGCGGCGGUGCCCCAGCCACUGCAUCGCGGCCCUCAUCCAGCUCAACCACACCCGGCGCGGCCCGGCGCUGGAGGACUGCGACUGCGCGCAGGACGAGAACUGCCGCGCCACCAAGCGCGCCAUCGAGCCCUGCCUGCCCCGCACCAGCAGCCCGGCGGCCGGCGGCCCCGGCGGCCCCGGCGGCGGCGCCGGCGGCGGCCCCGGCGGCGGCGUCAUGGGCUGCACGGAGGCGCGGCGGCGCUGCGACUGGGACAGCCGCUGCAGCCUGGCGCUCAACCGCUACAUGACCUACUGCGGGAAGCUGUUCAACGGGCUGCGCUGCACGCCGGAGUGCCGCGCCGUCAUCGAGGACAUGCUGGCCGUGCCCAAGGCCGUGCUGCUCAACGACUGCGUCUGCGACGGGCUGGAGCGGCCUAUCUGCGAGUCGGUCAAGGAGAACAUGGCCCGCCUCUGCUUCGGCGCGGACAUGGGCGGCAACGGCGCCGGCAGCAGCGGCGGCUCGGACGGCGGCCUGGAGGAGUACUACGACGAGGACUACGAGGAGGAGCCGAGCCAGAAGGGGAGGGACGACGCGGAGGACAAUGCGGGCUCCGAGCCCGGCUUCCCCGUGCCAGCGGAUAGCGCUGGCCCGCCCGCCGCCGCGGCCUGGGCGCUGCUGGCCUCCCUCUUGCUGCCGCUGCUGCCGCGGCUCUAGCGUCCCUCCCGCCGCGCCGGGCCGCCGAUGGCCAUCCCGCGGGCCUGGCGGCGGCGGGAGGGAGCACGGCCAGCGGGGCCCCUCGGUGCGGCGCGGUUUUAAACGCCCUGACCGUUAAUCCCCCGGCCGUUGGCCCGGGCGCUCCUGCUCCGCCCCGCGUCUCCCCGCGGGCGGCGGCCCCCCGCCGCCUCCGCUGCUGCCCGCGGCGCCCGUCCGCACCCUUCCCCCGACCCGGCCCGGCAGCCUUCCGCGGGCGAAGCCGCCGCGGCCUUGCGGGCCGGCCGGGGGGGCGGCGGCCGGGCGAGGCGGAGCGGAGCGGGCGGCCGCGGCCUCUCGCCUUUAGGGUGCCGGUCUCUGUGCACUAUGCAAUUGCUGCCGCCCCGUGCGGGCCGCCGGCGGACGGGCUGACGGAGGUGCCAGCGAGGCUGCGGCGGCCUCCCGCUGCCGCCCGCCGGGGCUGCGGGGGUGAUGGCGUGCUGAUGGUGGCUUUCGUUAAGCGUUUUGACAUGAAGAGUUGUUGGCUAUACUGAACAAUGCAACUUUUGUUGUAAAAGAGCUCUGCACUGCCAUCUUUGAAAGACACUUUUAGACUCGAGAACAUGUAUGUACAAAUAUCCUGAAAAGUUAUAUUGCCUCUCGUCAUAUCAGGGUGCUGACCUCUGGUAAAUCUUAUAUUAAAAAUGUAUUUAAAACUGGGAUUUGUUACCAGUCGCUCUUCUCUGUAUAUAGAAUUUUAUAAAUUGUAUGCUUUUGGAAUAAUUUAUUUAAAAAAUAAUAAAAAAGUUUUAAGUCCACAUCCUAUUUGACAGAUAAUUGCAUUUGCUAUUCUUGUCUGGAAAAGUACAGAUUUCAUUUUAUGUUUAAGGGGAUAUCAGUAACAGUGAUUCAAUGAAGUAUUCUCCAGAAUAUCGAAUGUACAGUGUAUUUUACAGAUUGGAAGUUAACUUUCUUAUUUGGAGAGACUUUAUGAACAUUGUAGAAUUGUAUAAAUGCAUUUCUGAGCAGCCUUAAACCUUGUAAUUUUUAUAGGAGGCAUAAAAAAGGCCUGUGUUUUAAAUAUGUAUGGCUUUUUGUAUUUUCUGAACAUGUAAAUUAGUAAAGAGCUUUAAAUAAUG